Messenger RNA from Onychostruthus taczanowskii (white-rumped snowfinch), 594 nucleotides. Its product is annotated as ephrin type-B receptor 4-like. The transcript is spliced from 2 exons. Gene Ontology annotation, biological process: axon guidance; cell surface receptor protein tyrosine kinase signaling pathway; protein phosphorylation. Gene Ontology annotation, cellular component: membrane; neuron projection. Gene Ontology annotation, molecular function: transmembrane-ephrin receptor activity; protein binding; ATP binding. The record is from RefSeq and is a predicted model, not a curated record. The annotation marks the transcript as partial. NCBI's taxonomy places the organism in Eukaryota, Metazoa, Chordata, Aves, Passeriformes, Passeridae.
AUGGAAACCAGAAACAACCCCAAGCCCCUCGAUCUCCAUGGAAACGACCCCGACCCCCUCGAUCUCCACGGAAACCACCCCGAACCCCUCGAUCUCCAUGGCAACGCCCCCGAACCCCUCGAUCUCCAUGGAAACCCCCCCGAACCCCUCGAUCUCCACGACAACCCCCCAAACCCCCCCCCUCCCCACCUGUUCCACCCCCUGGGCCCCGCCCUCCGCCGCCGCCGCCGCCGCAGCCUCGCCCCCCGCGCCUGCAAGGAAACCUUCUCGGUGUUCUACCACGAGUCGGACGCCGACACCGCCACGGCCACCUCGCCGCCCUGGAUGGAGAACCCCUACGUCAAGGUGGACACGGUGGCGGCCGAGCACCUGGCCCGGUGGCCGGGCAGCGGCCAGGCCGGGGCGCGGGGCCGCGUCAACCGCAAGGUGCUGCGGCUGGGCCCGCUGAGCCGCGCCGGCUUCUACCUGGCCUUCCAGGACCUGGGCGCCUGCAUGGCGCUGCUCUCGGUGCGCCUCUUCUUCCGCCGCUGCCCCGCCGCCACCGCGCGCCUCGCCCGCUUCCCCGCCACCGUGCCCGCCGAGCUGGUGGCGCCC